AUGAACCCUCCCGGUAAGAAUGCUUUCACGGAUGUCGAGGAUGUUGUUACGGCCACCUCGAGGGAAUUCAAUCAGUCGAAUAUGCGUCGUCCGGAGGAAGAGAGAGAAAAGGAAGAGAGAGAGAAGAAAGAGAAGGAAGAACGAGAGAGGAAAGAGAAGGAAGAGAAGGAAAAGGAAGAAAAGAAAAAGAAGAAAGAGAAGGAAAAGAAGAAGAAAGAAAAGAAAAAGAAACAGGAGGAAGAAGAGAAAAAGAAACAAGAGGAAGAGGAGCAGAAGAAGCGAAGAGAAGAAGAAGAAAAACGAAAGCAAGAGGAAGAAGAGGAGAAGAAGAAAGAGAAGAAAAAGCAGAAGAAAGAAGAGAGGAAGAAGAAAGAGGAAGAAGAAGAAAAAAGAAAGCAAGAAGAAGAAGAGCAAAGGAAGAAGAAAGAAAAGAAGAAGCAAAAGAAGCAAGAGCGGAAACAGCAAGAGCAUGAACAGAUGCAGCAACGUGAUUAUGGAGCAUCCCCCAAUCCUGGGCACCCCUACACACCUAUCUACGGAGCGGCACCGCAACCUCCUCUCUGUCCCUACCCCAGUCUCUGCGUGCAACCUUGCUACAAUCACAAGGGCAACUGUCCGCCGAUCCAGCACGCGGAGAAUGCGGCUCGCGCGGUUGCUGUCGCCGGGCCGGGACUUGGUGUUGACCUUGGUGGCCUUGUUGGAGCGCAAAUUUCACCAGCUGGCGUAGGCGUAAAUAUUCUGGGAGCUUCUGCCAAGCUCGGAUUCAGCGUGUUUGAAUUGUAG
Diplodia corticola is the source of this 783-nucleotide messenger RNA. RefSeq lists its product as uncharacterized. The transcript has 4 exons. The record is from RefSeq and is a predicted model, not a curated record. NCBI's taxonomy places the organism in Eukaryota, Fungi, Ascomycota, Dothideomycetes, Botryosphaeriales, Botryosphaeriaceae. The coding region runs from base 1 to 783 and encodes 260 amino acids.